UUAAACAUUGCAACCACAAUUAUGUUGAAAUUCAUUCGUGGAAAAGGUCAACAGCCAACUGCUGAACGGCAACGAUUACAGAAGGAGCUCUUCGCAUAUCGAAAGACAGCUCAACAUGGUUUUCCGCAUAAACCAUCUGCUCUGGCUUAUGACCCAAUAUCAAAGUUGAUGGCUAUUGGUACGCAAACAGGAGCUAUAAAAGUUUUCGGACAACCUGGCGUUGAACUUUACGCGCAGCAUACCUUGACUAAUAACUUGGCAUCGGAAUUGAACGUACAACUACUUGAAUGGGUAUAUGGUAGUGGCCGUAUACUCUCGCUGACUGCUGCUAAUCAACUUACAUUAUGGGAACCUGCGGGUACAACUCUUGUGCCCCUCAAAACUCUACCUUUUGAUGGAAAACUAAAGAAAGUAUCUUCAUUAUGUUGUUCGAUCAAUAAAGAUCUUGUGUGGAUUGGUACUGAAGGCGGAAAUAUAUACCAAUUGGAUUUAAAAUCAUUUUCUAUUCUGGAGCCUGUCAUUUAUCAUGAUGUAGUUUUGGAACAGGUGCCAUCAACGUAUAAACUAAAUCCGGGAGCUAUUGAAUCUAUACGCCAGUUACCAAAUUCACCGAAUAAACUUCUUAUCGCAUACAACCGCGGUCUCUGCGUAUUAUGGGAUUUGGGCGAGUCGGCUGUUGAACGUGCCUAUGUUGCGCCUGGCCAUGGUCAAAGUGUGGGACUCUAUGUAAACACAAAAGGCAAUGAAUUUAAUUGGUACCAUGCGGAUGGCUCCUAUGCUACUUGGAAUAUGGAAAGCGAAAAUCCACCACAAAAUGUGAACUAUGUGCCCUAUGGUCCAGAUCCAUGCAAAAGCAUAAACCGUCUAUUUAAAGGAAAGCGCGGAAUAAGUGAUAUAAUCGUUUUUUCUGGUGGUAUGCCUCGUUCCGCCUAUGGUGAUCAUAACUGCGUUUCGGUACAUGCCAGUGAUGGACAUAAAGUUUGCCUUGAUUUUACUUCCAAAGUAAUUGAUUUCUUUGUUACAUAUAAGGAAGAUAGUGAGUCUGUCCAGGUACUGAUUGUCUUACUCGAGGAAGAGCUUUGUGCUUAUGAUCUUACCGAUGCUAAAGUUUCUUCAGUGAAAGCCCCUUAUUUGCACUCGGUUCAUGCGUCUGCAGUAACUUGUAAUUACCUGGCAUCAAUGGUCUCGCACGAGGUAUAUGAACGAAUUUUGCGUGCUGGCGAUGAACAGGAUUUAGACUAUAGCAGUAUUGAUUGGCCUAUUACGGGAGGUGUGCUUUCGGAAGAUGACGUCCCACAGUCUAAUGACAAUAGCAUAGAGAUUUUGUUAACUGGCCACGAGGAUGGUUCAGUAAAGUUUUGGAAUUGUUCUGGAGUAAUACUAAAGCCGAUUUAUAAUUUCAAAACGGCAAAUAUAUUUGGACAUGAUAAUGAGGAUGAUGUUCCGGUAGACAGUAGCAAUGAUCAACUUGAUGAGGGGGAGCCACCGUUCCGUAAAGCUGGCUUGUUUGACCCUUAUUCUGAUGAUCCACGUUUAGCCGUUAAAAAAAUUGCACUAUGCCCGACCACCGGUCAGCUUAUUGUGGGUGGCACUGCUGGCCAGAUUGUCAUAGCAGAUUUUCAAGGGGAUCAAAAUGAACAUGGAAUAUUUAAGGUUAUGUCUAUGAACUUGGUCAGCGAUCGAGAUGGCUUUGUAUGGAAAGGCCAUGAUCAGCUUAACGUCCGCGCCAAUUUAAUAGAGAAACACUCUUUAGCGAUUAGUGAGAAUGGUGUGAAUAUUACAGGUGUACUCCAAGUACUCCCACCAGCAAGUAUUACUUGUUUGGCAUUAGAAGCUAAUUGGGGUGUGGUCUCCGGCGGAACUGCUCAUGGACUAGUAUUGUUUGAUUUUAAAAACUUUGCUCCGGUAUUCCAUCGAUGCACACUUAAUCCAAAUGAUAUGACUGGUGCAGGUGAACAGCUUUCCCGUCGAAAGUCGUUUAAAAAAUCACUAAGAGAAUCAUUCCGAAAGCUACGUAAAGGAAGAUCAACUAGGAAUAAUCCAAGUAAUACGGUUCCAACCACGUUAGAAGCGCGUCCAGUUGAGAGGCAAAUUGAGGCGCGUUGCACGGAUGAUGGCAUGGGAUCCAUGGUACGCUGUUUACUAUUUGCUAAAACGUAUAUAACCAAUGUAAACAUUACUUCGCCUACUUUGUGGUCAGCUACAAACUCCAGCACAGUUUCUGUAUUUCUUCUACACUUACCGCCAGCAAUGACUGCAGCCACAACAGUACCACCCGCAAGCGGAAAUACAACUCCGCAGUCGCCUCGCCGUAUAUCUGCGCAAUUAGCCAAAGAAAUUCAGCUUAAGCAUCGCGCACCUGUUGUUGGAAUUUCUAUAUUCGACCAAACUGGCUGUCCUGUUGAUCAAUUAAGUGCCGGUGAAAAUGGCUCACCACCACAUCGAGUUUUAAUUGCCUCUGAGGAACAAUUUAAGGUUUUUUCGCUUCCACAAUUGAAACCUAUCAACAAAUAUAAGCUUACUGCUAAUGAGGGAGCCCGAAUACGCCGUGUGCACUUUGGAUCGUUUACAUGUCGUGUGCCACAUGAGCUUUUACAAAGUCUUAAUGGGAACAGUCCCACAAAAUCAACGCGUUCAUAUGAAGGUGGCGAUGGAGGUCAUAAUGCAAGUAUUUCGCCAAUAUCAAAUGAUAGUGAGCUGUACCAUGAAAUGGCGUUGAUUUGUUUGACGAAUAUGGGCGACAUUAUGGUACUGUCGGUACCUGAGUUAAAACGUCAAUUGAAUGCAGCGGCAGUACGGCGAGAAGAUAUAAAUGGGAUUUCAUCACUAUGUUUUACCAAUAGCGGUGAGGCUUUGUACAUGAUGUCGUCAUCCGAACUGCAACGAAUAGCUUUAGCCACUUCUAAAGUAGUGCAACCAACGGGUGUGGUUCAAAUUGAGCCACUUGAAACCGAGGACUCAACCGUGCCAAUUAAUGAAGAGGAUGACACCGAUAACGAAAAUGAAACAAAUGGCGAUGGAAACGUCAUCGGUAAUGGUGCUGGGAUGCUAGAACCACCAGUGGCUCAGCAACGCUCCAAGCCGCUACAACUAAACGUUGACAGCAAUGUUGUUUUAACAGCAAAUGGACUUAGCAGAGGCAGUUCACCCAACCGUGCCAACGAAACUAUCACCAGUUCUAUAGGUGACAUUACUGUUGACUCUGUGCGCGAUCACUUGAAUACUACGACAACAACGCUAUGCUCUACAACUACAGAGGAAACAGUCGGUCGUUUAUCGGUUCUCAGUACGCAAACAAAUCAAAGCACUACCAGCGUCAAUAUAAAGGACUUACCAAUCUUAAAUAUACCCAAUUUAGUGGAUAUUACAUCGAAAAGCAACACUAACGAAAUAAGUACUAGCUCAGUAGUGAUCAAAUCGGUCAUAACGAGCAUAUCACAUGAGAAGACAAAUGGCGAAAGCGAAAAUUUGAAGACGACUAAUGUUACAACACAUGAGGAAAGUCAAUUUUAGAAAAAAUGGAAGGAGUACGAAUGAGAUGAACCCACGUUGAUCUAUAAUAUAUUGGGUUUACAUAUUAACAUUAGUUGUAUGUAUACACCAUAAGUAUGAAGACAAUUUUAAUUGUACACAAGAGAACAUUCGAUUUACAAGUUUAACAAAUUUAUAAUUUCGUAUUUGUAAGUAUUUAAGUAAUAAGAUAGCAAGAACAGAAUCAAAAAUGGGUUCUUAACAAUUUCUAUUAUUAUUUAUGUGUAUUGUCUUGACAAUAGCUGAAACGCUUUUAGACAAAAUAUUAUUGAAAUUUUGAAACAUAUAUCGAUAAAAGAUUAAAUUGUUGCCUUAUAUCAGGGACCACAUUGCUACUGAUUUUAUACAAGUAUUGAACAAUCACAGGUAUAAUUGCAAAAUAUAUACAUUCCUUUUUCCUAUCUACGGUAAACAUAUCUAUUUUUACACCCCACAUUUUAUAUUUCUUGACUUAUAGUAUUUUUAUAUGGUUAAUGCAAUAAAUGUUAAU
This is a messenger RNA of Drosophila albomicans, 4021 nucleotides long. It is a transcript of the gene l(2)gl, whose product is annotated as lethal(2) giant larvae protein. Gene Ontology annotation, cellular component: cortical actin cytoskeleton; cytoplasm; plasma membrane. Gene Ontology annotation, molecular function: myosin II binding; syntaxin binding; GTPase activator activity. The transcript is spliced from 8 exons. Gene Ontology annotation, biological process: cortical actin cytoskeleton organization; establishment of spindle orientation; regulation of Notch signaling pathway. Bases 22 to 3513 code for a protein of 1163 amino acids. The record is from RefSeq and is a predicted model, not a curated record. Lineage: Eukaryota; Metazoa; Arthropoda; Insecta; Diptera; Drosophilidae.